Fundulus heteroclitus (mummichog) is the source of this 1946-nucleotide messenger RNA. RefSeq names its product G protein signaling modulator 1a (gene gpsm1a). The coding region runs from base 171 to 785 and encodes 204 amino acids. Gene Ontology annotation, molecular function: GTPase regulator activity; protein binding. The record is from RefSeq and is a predicted model, not a curated record. Lineage: Eukaryota; Metazoa; Chordata; Actinopteri; Cyprinodontiformes; Fundulidae. The transcript is spliced from 4 exons.
GUGAAGUGAGACCGGCUGCAGGGUCCCCCCCCUUUGACGAGGAGGAAGACCGGCGUGAGACGUUGCGAGGACUCUUGGACACUUUGGAGGAACUCUGUGACGUACAGGUAGAGCGCCGCCCCCCAUGAGAACGGCCUCUUCAGAACGUUCUACACCUUCACCACUCCAGCAUGACAGAUAGAAACAUCUCCUCUCCGUCCGCCACAUCUAACCACAAUGGCAGCAUCAGAACUGCGGUGUCCAAAUGCUCUCCGGGUCCAUCCGAAAAAGAUUCUGUUGAAGAAGGAGCGAGAGAGCAGAGUUCAGGAAGUCCUGAAGCUGGUUCUGUUGCUGAAGAUGGUUCAAGCUACAGCAGAACCUGGAGUCAGAGCCUGGCAUCGGUGCUGAGAUACCGGACCAGAACCCCCAGAACCAAGAACAAGAUCGGUCAGGAGGAAGCGGCGGAUCUGUUGGACCUGAUCUUGGAGUCUCAGAGCCAGAGACUGUGCGACCAGAGAGCCAGCCUCAGUCUACUUCCUGACCCAGGACCCCCUCCUCUCUGCGGGGCCUGCUGUGGAGAAAAGACUCUUGUUCCAAGUUUGGACUUCUACAACAUGCUCAUCCACUACCAGUCUGACAGGAUGGAAGACCAGAGGUGCUCCCUCCCUCCUCCUCAUGAAGCUGCCGGUCCAGUCCCUGAGGAGCAGGAGAACUUCUUCAGUCUGGUUCAGAGAGUCCAGUCCAGGAGGAUGGAUGAGCAGAGAGCAUCAAUGCAGCUGGGACACGGUGACGAUGACCAGGAUUAGGAGCUUUCUGGCUUCCCCCACCAUCACCGACCACAUCAUUGCUGAUGGAGCAGGUCCGGAGUCUCCUGUGAGUGUGGACCUUCAGAUGAAAACCAGAACAUGAUCUCCUCAGCUUAGCUGUAACAGGCUCUGGGUUCCUGCUGAGGUCCCUUGGUUCCUGAAGACUGAUAUGAUCACAUGACUCCCGUGUCCCACAAGGUUUCUGCUAGAACAAGAACAUGGAGGUUCCGAGGAAGGUAAAGAUAAACUAAAGGAGCCAAUCUGUGACUCACACGAGUCUCCAGAUUAAACCACUGAUGCACAACUCCCAGAAUGCAUUUCAGGAGCCUGGAAUAGGCAUGUCAUGAGUUCAGGGCUGCAUCCAAAAACGUCUAAUUGGUCAGGACUCUUCAGCCAAAGCAGAAGUGUGUCAGCUGUCUCCAUGCGUAGUGCGGUCAGUAGGAGGGAGGAAAAGGAGCCUGUAAGCUUCCUCUCAUAGCUCCUUUAGCAUAGGCAGCUCGGGAUGCCCCUUACCGGCUCUAAGGAGCUAUAAGGAAUCCCACAAUCCUUUGCAUAAUAUGUCGUAACAGCCCACCUCACGGAUAUUAACGAAAUAUCCAGGUAGAAGAGAUCCCAUAACGUAACGGUGCAACAGCAAUGAUUUCAAUCAAAGGAAGCAAUGAAAUUGCCAGCGGUGAUGUAAUAUAAUGUAUAUAACAUGUUAACUUUGAAAACUGAACUGUUUAUGUUGCACACUUCGUUCAUUUUGCACAUAAUCUGUAUUCACCAUUUUCUGUUAAAAACAAAAACCUACUCACAAAAUAAAUAAGUAUGUCAACUCUGUUUUAGCAGACAAUAACAAGCAAUUGGAACGGUUAUUGUUAGAACUAGAAAGUCUGUAUAAGUUUACUUUAAUAUGUUUUGUUUUGUGUAAUGAGAGUUUCAGCUGUUCUCUACGUUUGUCUAAGUUGCGUUUUUUGUAGUUCAUGUCCAGAAAGCUGUAGGAUCUGACUCCAUCCUCCAUGUUUCUGACUCCAUCCUUCAUGUUUCUGACUCAGUCUUCCGUGUUUCUGACUCAGUCCUCCGUGUCUCUGACUCCAUCCUCCGUGUUUCCGUCACUAAUGACGUCAGAAUUAAAGGCUGGACUCAGCUCUGCAGCUGAAGCCCCUUUCCUCCCUGAUG